This is a messenger RNA of Olea europaea var. sylvestris, 1751 nucleotides long. Its product is annotated as TGACG-sequence-specific DNA-binding protein TGA-2.1-like. The record is from RefSeq and is a predicted model, not a curated record. Bases 188 to 1498 code for a protein of 436 amino acids. The transcript is spliced from 12 exons. Gene Ontology annotation, molecular function: DNA-binding transcription factor activity; sequence-specific DNA binding. Gene Ontology annotation, biological process: DNA-templated transcription; regulation of DNA-templated transcription. NCBI's taxonomy places the organism in Eukaryota, Viridiplantae, Streptophyta, Magnoliopsida, Lamiales, Oleaceae.
AAUGGGUGCACCUCUUGAUACUCAUUUUUAAGACUCCCAAAAAAGUCAAAAGUUCCAAUUUUUAUGUCCCAAAACUUAAAAGUUCUGUAUCUCUUUGCAGUUUGACUAAAUUUCAGCAUCUAGAAAAUAGUAGAAGUCUCACUUGUGGAUUGCAAGGCUUCAUUUCUAUACAUCAGUUUCCAAUACUAUGGGUACAGAAGGGAAUACCACCAAUUCUUCUCGAAUUUCUGAUUACGGUGUCCUAGAGCAAUAUCUUGGAUUUCGAAUUGGAGAUUCUACUAAUGUCAAUCCAAAUCCAGUAUUUGAUCCAACUCUCACUAGCCAAACGAUGCACCCAGUUCUCCCGGCUAACACUUUUGAUAAGUCUCUUGCUCCUACCAACACACAUUUCUCUGCUGCUCUUAUGGGAUCUCAAACAGUGCAAUUACAAAAGGGACCAUCACAAAAUCUAGUUUCUGUAUCUGGUGCUCAACAUGAGAACUGGGGAGAGUCCAACUUGGCAGAUUCCAGUUCCCAUACAGAUACUUCAACUGACAUGGAGCCCGAUGAUAGAAACCAAAGGUUUGAUAUGGGUCAGUCCGGUGCCAUUGUAGUCUCAGAUUCCAGUGGCAAAUCAAAAGAAAAAUCCUUGGAGCAGAAGACUUUGCGAAGGCUUGCCCAAAAUCGUGAAGCUGCUAGGAAAAGCCGAUUGAGGAAGAAAGCCUAUGUACAACAGCUGGAGAAUAGCCGCUUGAAGCUGACCCAACUAGAGCAGGAACUGCAGCGAGCUCGUCAGCAGGGUAUAUUUGUUUCCAGCAAUGGAGACCAAUCUAAUUCUGGGAGUGGUAAUGGGGCCAUGGCAUUUGAUGUGGAAUAUGCACGGUGGUUGGAAGAGCACAACAAGCAGAUAAAUGAGCUCAGGUUGGCUGUCAAUUCACAUGCAAGUGACCUCGAACUUCGUACUGUUGUGGAUAACGUAACGGAACAUUUUAACGAGAUAUUCCGGCUGAAAAGUAAAGCAGCCAAGGGUGAUGUAUUCCACCUCUUGUCUGGUAUGUGGAAAUCGCCUGCAGAAAGGUGUUUUAUGUGGAUUGGUGGGUUCCGUCCAUCUGAACUUCUCAAGCUUAUCGUGAAUCGGUUGGAGCCUCUAACUGAGCAACAAUUGGAGAAGAUAUGUACAUUGCAGCAAUCAUCUCACCAAGCCGAAGAUGCUCUCUCACAAGGUAAAGAGGCGCUACAGCAAUCUCUAGCCGAGACAUUAGCUACUGGAUCUUCAGGACCCGAAGGGCCUUCUGGUAACAUGGCAAAUUAUAUGGGUCAGAUGGCAAUGGCCAUGGGGAAGUUGGGGACUCUUGAAGGUUUCUUGCGCCAGGCGGAUAACGCGAGGCAACAGACUUUACAGGAGAUGCAUCGUAUAUUGACGACUAGGCAAUCAGCUCGUGCCCUUCUUCUAAUGAACGAUUAUUCCUCACGCCUUCGAGCCCUCAGUUCUCUCUGGCUUUCGAGGCCACAAGAAUGAAGCUAAAUCACCUCUCCAUCAGAAAGUAAAGCAGAAUUGAAAAUAUACAGUCGAUACCGUUGAGGCGGCCUUCAUAAAUUGCAGCGACUGUUUUGUUGGAUGUGUAACUCUAUCUGUGCAUUAUAAAAAAUGUGUUGUAGGCUCAUUUCUGUGUUUAGUACAGGAAAUAAUAUUAUGGUAUUGUGCUGUUUUGAUAGAUGAAUGGAGGAUAAAGAUUAGUUCAAUAAUUAUAGAAAUGUUAUUAUUAUCAUCA